This is a messenger RNA of Abrus precatorius (Indian licorice), 5970 nucleotides long. Its product is annotated as nuclear mitotic apparatus protein 1. The record is from RefSeq and is a predicted model, not a curated record. The coding region runs from base 1 to 5970 and encodes 1989 amino acids. Lineage: Eukaryota; Viridiplantae; Streptophyta; Magnoliopsida; Fabales; Fabaceae. The transcript is spliced from 5 exons.
AUGGAUCUGGAAUUGGGACUCAAAAUCACUAAAACUAGAGAUGACAUUGCUUCCAUCUCUGAGUAUCGAUUAGCAAAGGACAGAGCAGGACCCAUCUUUCAAUCUAGAGAAACAAACACUAUGUUCAUCCUCAGUGCCCAUCUUAAAGGUUAUAAGAAGAAUAACAUUAACAUCAAGAUUAGUGAAGAUGGUAGUAAGAUAUCAAUUAGUGGAGAAAAGCCAGUUAAGGAAAUUUUGAUGAUGGGAUGGACAAUGCAUAAGAAAGAAAUUGAUGUUACGGGGUUCACUAAGGUUUUCAAAAUUCCUGAUGGGGUGAAUUUGGAUAGAAUCAAAGCUAAUUAUGAUGAGGAGGAAUGGAUAUUGCAUAUCGUCAUGCCAAAAUUGGUAAAAGGGAUCUGUGGGGCUAGGAUUGAAGAAAUCAAGGAAGAAGAAAAAUCUAAUGGAGGAAGAUUAGAACUAGACAAAAGUGAAGCUGAUCACAUUGUUGAUGGUGUUGGAGAGACAAGCCAAAAGGAAUCUAAAGAAUCUGAAGUUCAAGCAAUGAAGGACAGUGAAGAUUUUAAGGAGAAAAAGGAAGGAGGAGUAUCUGACAAGAAGCUUGAGGAUUCCAAUAGGGAAAUGAGUAAAGAGACAAUAGAUGAAGUAGUAGAAAAAUAUAAGUUGGGAAUUGAAGAUGGAAAUGGAGAAAGUGUGAGAGAAAAGAUUGGCAAGGAAGGAAAUGAAGUAAAGAAGAUGUCAGAAGUAGAGCAAAAUGUUGGUGUAGGCAUCUCACAAAAAAUUGGAGAUACUAUCCAAAAAGAAAAAGAAGAAUCUAAGUUGAGGAUUGAGGAUGGAAAGGUUGAAAGCAUGAUAGAAGAGGUUGACAAGGUAGCAAAUGAAGCAGUGAAGCCAUCAGAAAUAGAGAAACAAGUAGGUACAACUAUCCAGAAGAAUGUUGGAGAUACAAGUCAAGAUAAAGAGUACGAGGUUCAGGAAAUGGAAGACAAUGGAGGUUUUGUAGAGAAGGAAAAAAUGGUAUAUGAAAAGAUGCUUGAUGAUGCCAACAGGAACACAAUUGGAGUGGUGAUCAAGAAAGAAAUAGAAGAAUCCAAGUUAGGAAUUGAGGAUAGAGAUGGAGAAAAUGUGAAAGAAAAAAUUGGUAAUGCAGGAUAUAUAGCAAUGAAGACAUCAGAAAUGGAGCCAAAUGUAGGUGCACAUAUCACAAAGAUAGCUGGAGAUACAAUCCAAGGGGGUUCUAAAGAGCCUGUUAUUGAACAAAUGGGGGAAGCUAAAAGUACUGUUGAGAAGAUGGGGAGAGAGGAAUCUAGAAAGAUGCUUGCUGAGGACAAUGUGUCUACCAAGUCAAAUCAAAAACCAUUUGGAGAACCUAAGUCUGAAACUGAGAAUAGACUUGCAGAAAAUGUGAAAGGAAGUAGUAUGGAACUACUGGAAACAACGAAGACAUCAGAACCUGACCAAAAUGUAGCUGAUCAUAUUCCUAGAAACAUUGGGGGUAUAAGCCAAGAAAAUUUUAAAAAAUCUAGGAUUCAACAAAAGGAGAAAACUGAAAGCAUAGAAGAGAAGAUGGAGGUAGGGGAAUCUGAAAGGAUGCCUUUUCAAGCCGAUGAGGAUAGUCAGAAAAACAGAUUCAUAGAUAGCAUCCCAAAGGACAUCAAAAAGCGUAAGACUGAUACUGAAGAUGGAGAUCAAGAAUGUUUCGAAGGAAAAGCUGAUAAGGAAGGAUUUGAUGCAAUGGUAACAGUGAGGGAAGAGUUUCCUAAGCAGUUACCAAAUGCAGUAACUACUGAGGAAAACAAAGGGUUGAGCGUUUCAAAAAUGCAAGAAACUGAAGAAGUCAAAGAAGCAAUGAUCAAAAGAAAAGGCAAAGAGAUUCAACAUUUUGUGGGUAAGGGUGAAGGUGAAGAACUCAAGAGGAUGCAUAUGAAAGCAAAGAAAGCUUUUCCGAAAGAACAAAUGCAUGAAACAGAAGGUGUCAAAGAACCAAUGGUAAAAAGAAAGAGAAAAGAAAUUGAAUGUUUUGCUGAUAAAGGUGAUGGUGAAGAACUCAAAAGGAUGCAUAAGGAAGAAAAAGACGAAGGGACAAUACAAAACACUAAAGAUGUCAAAGAAGCAAUUGUCAAAAGAAAAGACAAAGAUAUUGAGUAUCUUGCAGAAAAUGGUGAAGGUAAAGAACCCAAAAGAAUGCAUACGGAAGCUAGGAAGGACUCAACAAAAGAGACGAUGCAAGAAACUGAAGAUGUCAAAGAAGCAACGGUUAAAAGAAAAGGCAAGGCUGUUCAACUUUUAGCAGAUAAGAAUGAAGGUGAACAAACAAAAUGGAGGCAUAUGCAAGCAAAGAAGGACUCAACAAAAGAGACAAUGCAACAAACUGAAGAUGCCAAAGAAGCAAUGGUUAAAAGAAAAGGCAAGGAAGUUCAACUUUUAGCAGAUAAGGGUGAAGGUGAGGAACCCAAAAUGAUGCAUAUGGAAGCAAAGAAGGACUCAACAAAAGAGACAAUGCAAGAAACUGAAAAUCUCAACGAAGCAAUGGUCAAAAGAAAAGGCAAAGAGACUAAAUAUUUUGCUGAUAAGGGUGAAGGUGAAGAACCCGAAAGGAUGCAUAUGGAAACAAAGAAAGACUUAACAAAAGAGAUAAUGCCAGAAACUGAAGAUGUAAAAGAAGCAGUGGUCAACAGAAAAGGCAAGGGGGUUCAACUUUUGGAAGAUAAGGAUGGUGAAGGUGAAGAACACCAAACUAUGCAUAAGGAAGCAAAGGAGGACCUAACAAAAGAGACAAUGCAAGAAACUGAAAAUCUCAACGAAGCAAUGGUCAAAAGAAAAGGCAAAGAGACUAAAUAUUUUGCUGAUAAGGGUGAAGGUGAAGAACCCAAAAGGAUGCAUAUGGAAACAAAGAAAGACUUAACAAAAGAGAUAAUGCCAGAAACAGAAGAUGUAAAAGAAGCAGUGGUCAAAAGAAAAGGGAAGGGGGUUCAACUUUUGGAAGAUAAGGAUGGUGAAGGUGAAGAACACCAAACUAUGCAUAAGGAAGCAAAGGAGGACCUAACAAAAGAGACAAUGCAAGAAACUAAAGAUGUCAAAGAAGCACUGGUCAAAAGAAAAGACAAAGAAAGUGAUUAUUUUGUGGAUAAGGGGGGAGGUGAAGAAUUUAAAAGGGUGUACAUGGAAACAAAGAAAGAUAUAAAAGAGACAAUGCAAGAGGAAAUUGGAAAGGGAAAUGAGGAUAGUGAUCAGCAGAAUGUAUUAGAGAAAACUGUUAAAGGAAGAUUUGAAGUAUCAAAAUGUACAACUGAAGAGUUGCCCAAGCAAGUAAGGGAGGAAGAUGGAAGUAAAGGCUUCAAGGUUGCAAAGAUGGAAGAACAAAAAAAGUUGAUAAAAAAAGCAAUGGCUGAAACUGAAAGUUCAAUGGAAAAGGUGGAAGGGGAAGAAUCCAAGGAGAGGACUGAGAAGGCAGGCAGGGUUAUUGGCAAAAACCCAGUAAUUGAGACCUUACAAAAGGAAGCCGAGGAGUCUAUCAUUGAAAGGAAGCCCGGAGAUGGACCAUAUGUACCUGACACUAUGGUCAAAGGAGUAUUUGAAAUGUCAGGGACUUUCCAAGCAAAGCUUCCCAAGCAAUUGGUUGAGGCAAUUGCCCAAGAUAAGAAGGAUAAAAAUGAAUAUGCUAUUGUGAAAUUCAAAGGAGAAGGAUCCAUAAAGAUGCAUGUUGAACCAAAUAAGGCUUUUGAUGAGGACACAAUUGAAAAAGAAAUUAUAAAGCCAAAACUUAAAGGUGACCAAAUAAAUGAGAAAGAAACUGUUUAUGUUGGAAUAUGUGAUGGAAACAAACCAAAGUUUCUGGAGAUAGGGGAAACAGCGGAUGUCAAAGAAGAGGGUGGAAAAAUUGAAGAGUAUGUGAAGAAAGUAGAUGAAGACAAAUAUGAAGAGUCUGCUCGGCCUGAAAGAGAGGGUCCUAAGAUCCAAACAAAGGGAAAAGGCCAACUUUCUUUGCAGGAAGAUAUUAGUGAAGGAAGAUACGAAGAGAGCAAAACAGCGAGAGAGUUUCCUAUGCAAAUAGUAGAUUCAGUUGCAAAUACAAGAGAGGGGCCAAGGGAUAAACAAAUAGAAGCAGAAGAGGACACUAAAACAAAGAGAGAGAAAACAAAAGCUGCUGAGUCUACCCCAAAGGAAAAAAUUCAAGAGCCUAAGAGUGAAAAAAUCCUCCUGGCUUUUCAUGAAGAACCAGAGGAUAAACAUCCAAAAGUAAUAGAAAAAGGAACUUUUGAAAGAAAACCAGAGUCUACAAAAGGGCCAACCACACAACCAAAAGUAUUAAGUAUGGGAUAUGUGGAGGUUGAAAAAGGAAAAGCAAAGGAGAAGACACAGGAGACAAAGAUGCUACCUCCAAAAGUUCAAACCAAGAAGACUCGUGAUUCAAAAACUGAAAGCAAGAACCAAGAUAUCAUGAAGCCAAAGAAACCAAAAGAAGUAGAAGGAGAACAGACAGAAAGCACUAUAGCUGAAAGGAUGGAAACCAAAAGAGACUUGAAAACAACUCCUGAAAGAAAAAAAUACAUGACAACUCAAAAUGUUAAAGAUGAGAAACACAGGAUACAAGAAGAAAACAAGAUACCUAAAAUGCAAGAAACUCGGGAGAAAGAUCAUCAAAUUGAAUUAGAAGUCGUCACACCUAAAAUGGAGGUGAAACCUCCACCAACAAUUGAACUAACUGCAAAAAAAGGAGUUGAAAAAUCAAAGAAGGAAGAGAUGUCAUCUAUGCCUACGGCAAUCCACAGAAAAGAACCUCAUGAAUCAUCGUGGCCAAGCAAGGACUACAAAAUUCUAAAGAUAGAGAAUGUACGACAAGAAAAGGAGGAGGGGGAAAGGGCCAUUCAUGCACUGAAACCAACUAUUUCCAAAGAAGAAUUUGCACAAGCUACGGCUACGCAUUUAAAAGCAAAAUGCAAUGUUGAACUGAAAGAUGAGAUUGAUAAGCCACAAGUAAAUCAACUGCCAUCUCCAUCUGAAGAAAUGUUGAUCAUAGAGCCAUGUGAAUUAGAUAAAUUUAGAAAGAAAGAAAAUGAUUCAAAGGACAAGAGUUUCGUGAAAAUGCAAGGUAGAAAAGAAUCAAAGGAUCCCACAGAAGGCACUACAGCAUCAGAAGUAGUAGCAGAUGAAGUUGUUGAACCAUCAAACUUAUCAAGCACAUCAUCCACCCAACAAUUUGGAGUUGAAGGAAAAGACAAAACAAAUGCUCGUUAUGAAGUUGGAGGCCAAGAAUCUCAAGAUUCAAAGAAGGACUCUGAAGAAGAUGUUCAAGAGUCAACCGAAGGUAAAACAGACCAAGAAGUUGAACAAAGAGAAACAGUACAACCAGAGUCCCUUGCAGAUCAACAAUGCAUAAGCAAAGAUCAGGAAGAAUUCCAUGGAAUAUACAAAAUUGAAGAAGAAAAAACCUAUGAGCAAGGAGAUGAAGCCCAUGAAGAUUCUCAAGUAUUAGAUGAGCAAAAAGAAAGUAAAGAGGAAUCCACUAGAGGGAAAAAGGAAGACACAAAGAGGUCAAAGAAAAUGUUUGUUUCUUUGAUCAUAGCAGGAUCAGCCCUUUUAGCUUCUGGAAUAUUUAUGUUUAUUCGUCAAAGAAGAUCCACAAAAAGCAUAGCAAAUCCAUUCGUAAUGCUGAUCAUGUUGAAAAUCUUGGGAAUGGAGUUUUUAAUAGGACUGUUGCUUCCUUGUCUGAGUGAGGAGGAUGUGUUCUGGUUGUCAGUUGCUUUGCUGAAAGGAGGGCUUGUACCUGAUUUUGACAUGCUCCAAGUUGAAAACGGAAGCAUGACCACAGAAGAAUAUCAUGCCUAUUUCAGCAUAUGGGCAUUGGCUAAGAAAAUUGGAAAGAGCAGCACAAUACAUUCAGCAGAACUGGAACGCUUCCAAAAGGCAAAUCCUGAUAUUGACUUUGAGAUGAAGAGGUCAAACCUUGACCAGAUCCAAGAUCUAACUUGA